CGUGAAAGGGCCGUUAUCGCCGAAGUAUUCUUGUUGGGUUGCCUGCUCAGACUUCAGUAAAGCAGUAACUCUAUAUCUCCGGCUCGUUAAUGGAGCUCUCUCCUCCUCCACACUUGCCCUUUCCGAUUAAGAGGGUUCGAAGCCUACAACAUCACAUUAUAAGCUUGUGGGCGCUGAAUCUAAAUACACGAAGCUGGAAGCGGAGACAGAGAUGGAUAAACGUUUCAGCAAGGGCGACAGGGGCGCUAGAGCAGGCGGGGGGGAAGAUGGUGAUGGAGCUGGUGGGCGCGUUCAACGAGCUGACGGAGAGGAUGAAUGUGCUGUCGACAAGUUCUUCGCGAAUACUUUUCAAGGCCUUGAAGCUGUCCAUCCCCAUACUUCAGAACUUACCUAUGGCUCCUGAUGGCCGCUCUCCUUUCUCCAAGGCCUUGUCUGUGGCUCUGGUACUGGCGGAUCUUCAGAUGGACGCAGAAGUUAUUUCCGCUAGUAUACUAAUGCAGGUCUUUGAGGCUGGUGCAAUAUGCAUGCACGAAGUCAGAGAUCACAUAGGGAUUGGUACUGCUCAUCUACUGCAUGAAAGUUUGCGUGUGAAGAACAUUCCUUCAAGAAUUGAAGUUUUGGAUGAUGAUGGUGCUGCUGCUAUAAGAAAAUUCUGCCUUACCUACUAUGAUAUCCGGGCCUUGAUUUUGGACUUGGCUCUCAAGCUUGAUAUGAUGAGACAUUUAGAUUACUUGCCUAGGUAUCAACAACAGAUUUUGUCUCUUCAGAUUAUGAAGAUACAUGCCCCUUUGGCUCAUGCUGUGGGAACUAACUACCUGUCAAUGGAACUAGAGGAUCUCUCUUUCCGUUACCUCUUCCCAUAUUCCUACCUGUAUUUGGAUACAUGGUUACGCAGCCAUGAGACUGGAAGUAAGCCUCUAAUAGAUAUAUACACGGAAAAGCUGCAUCAAUCCCUUAGAGCUGAUCCUAUCUUAGCCGACAUGGUGGAGGAUAUCUCAGUUAAAGGCCGCUAUAAAAGCCGCUUUAGCACAAUGAAGAAGAUCUUGAAAGAUGGUCGGAAACCAGAGGAAGUAAAUGAUGUCCUAGGUUUGCGAGUCAUAUUAAAGCCCAAGUUUGGUGAAGAUACGUCAGAAGUAGGUGAAAAAGCAUGCUAUCGGACUUGUGAAAUUAUCCAAACUUUGUGGAAAGAAAUGCCACACAGAAGGAAAGACUACAUUGCCAGUCCCAAAGCUAAUGGAUAUAGGAGUUUACAUAUGGCAGUUGAUAUAAGUGACAAUGGCAAGACUAGACCACUAAUGGAAAUCCAAAUAAGGACUACAGAGAUGGACAUGCUUGCAGUUGAUGGAACAGCAUCCCAUUCACUGUACAAGGGUGGUCUUACUGAUCCAGAAGGGGCAAAGCGGCUCAAGGCUAUAAUGAUGGCAGCUGCUGAACUUGCAGCAUUGCGUCUUAGAGAUCUUCCAUCUGCUAAAGGUAUUGAGAUUGACCAGAGAGAUCGAGUAUUUCGUCUUUUGGACAAGAAUGGUGACGGCCAAAUUAGCAUUGAGGAACUCAUGGAGGUGAUGGAAGAGCUAGGUGCCCCUGGGGAAGAUGCAAGGGAGAUGAUGCAGCUUCUUGAUUCAAACAGCGAUGGUUCUCUGAGCUCUGAUGAAUUCAAUACAUUUCAGAAGCAGGUUGAAUUCAUGCGAGCUUUAGAGGACAGAGAUGAUAAUUACAAGACCUUGUUGAAUGAGAAACUUAAAAUGGCUGACGAAAGUGGCUUGAUUCAGGUUUAUGGCAAAGGGCUUGGCAACAGACUUGCAAGUUAGGAGCUAUUGACGGCACAAAACGUUCAUGUACAGAUACCCUUUUCUGCACAAAAAAAUUUCAAAUCUUCAGUUGUAUAUAACACUGCAAUUUUCAUGCAUCAUUACACUUCUAAUGUUUCUGAACUGGGUAGUCAAGUGUUAUUUUUUCCGUCAGAAUUUAAUAUGUACAUCCUGAUCAUGUUGUUUGAUGAUUGUACGUAGUGCAAAGUCAUAUCCCACUAUUAUGUUAGUUGUAUCCUGAAGAAACCCUAGCAGAUUAGCCUUGUACUGGGACAAAGCAUCAUAUUUCUACAGACAAUAGGUCAUGAAUUAGUAUGCAAGUAUUUGACUUGGUUUUGGCGCUAAAUAUAAAUAGGAAGUCACCAGCAAA
Messenger RNA from Jatropha curcas, 2178 nucleotides. It is a transcript of the gene CRSH, whose product is annotated as Ca2+-activated RelA/spot-like protein. Lineage: Eukaryota; Viridiplantae; Streptophyta; Magnoliopsida; Malpighiales; Euphorbiaceae. Gene Ontology annotation, molecular function: calcium ion binding. Gene Ontology annotation, biological process: guanosine tetraphosphate metabolic process. The record is from RefSeq and is a predicted model, not a curated record.